UCUGUUAUGCGCUGCGAUCCCCUCAACGAUGGUUCUGUAUAAAAUACACUCCUUUGUGAACACUUGGCAUUGGCAAUAUAUAUAUAUAUAUUUAUUUAUCAACUCCCUCACACCAUUGAUUAAUAUCAACGCGCACACCACGAUCGGGACUCGCCUUCACUUGAUUUUCACGCUCCGUGUUCCGGGCAAAAAUCCCACAUCAACUGGGGUUUUAAUCGAGGAACUCCACCUUCUCCAGUCGUUGUAUGUAACGAAAUAGAUUCAGCGCUCGGUUGUGUAGACUCCACUUUCUUCACCGGAAGGGAGUGAUUUGUAAUUUAUUGUAUUUGAUUUUUAUUCUAUCCUUGACGGAGGCCGUUCCUGAAAUAUUGGUGAUGAAACUGACUCGUUGAAAGAAGCAAAGAUGGGGAAAAUAUUGGAUGGGUUUGUAUUGCCCAUGCUGCUCUUGACAGCUGGGUUACUUAAUUUCAGUUUGAUUUCCUUCAUCAAUUUGUUGGCCUUUCUUCUAUUCCGGUAUACAUCCACAAAAACAGACUUGCGAACUAGACAACACAGAAUCUUAUCUUUGUGGUGUGUUUCUACAUACUCUGCUGCUGUGGUUACUGUUCAAGUGAUUUUCCUUUGUCUUUGUGCAAUUGAGGGUUCAGAAUGGAGUGUUCCAGAUGCUUGGUGGAUAAAACUAAUUGGAUUUAUGAAGUUUCAGUCAGGGAGUUCACCUACGGUGGUCUAUUUCCUGGUUACUGAGUUACUGAUUGGACUUGUUGGUUUCAUUGAGAUCAAGGAAAACAAAUUUGACUGCAUUGAAUCUCAAGCUUCAUGCUGGGGUCAUUUGUCAUCUGUUGUUGAACAAAUAGGUUAUCGUCUUAGGCUUGCUUCCUGCUUAUUACUACCUGCCGUACAGUUGGCUUCAGGGAUCAGCAAUCCUUCCUGGCUUUCUUUACCAUUUUUUAUUUGCAGUUGUGUUGGUCUCGUUGAUUGGUCCUUAACAAGCAAUUUUUUAGGCCUUUUCAGGUGGUGGAAACUGCUUUGGGUGUACUCUGGAUUUAGCAUUUGCUUACUCUACCUCUAUCAGCUUCCUGUUGGAUUUCCACACUCUAUUCAAGUGAUUGCUGACUUUAUUGGCUUAUAUAAAGCAUCUGUUGAAUCUGAUUGGCAGAGAUUUUGUUCCAGUAUUUCUCUGAUGAUGUUCUAUUAUAUGCUGUCUUUCGUAAGACAUGAUUUGGAAGACAUGGAGUUUAUGAUGUCCAUGAGAGAAGGAAGCUUCACCGAGCGCCUUCUUCCCUCAAAAAAUUCGUUCUUUGUUCGUCAGCUGAGGUCUGGUGUCAGGCAUACCAAUAUUUUACUAAGAGGGACAGUUUUCAGGUUUUUUAGCAUCAACUGGUUUACUUAUGGCUUCCCGAUAUCUUUGGUUGCUCUUGCAUACUGGAGUUUCCAUUUUGCAAGUAUAUGUGCAUUUGGAUUACUUGCGUAUGUAGGGUAUAUUCUCUAUGCUUUCCCGUCCUUGUUUCGGUUGCAUCGGUUGAAUGGUUUGCUUCUAGUGUUCAUUCUCUUGUGGGCCAUCAGCACAUAUGUUUUCAAUGUGGUGUUUGCAUAUGCGAACUGGAAGCUUGGGAAGGAUAUGGAGAUCUGGGAAAUGGUUGGGCUAUGGCACUAUCCUAUCCCUGGUUUCUUCCUUUUAGCGCAAUUCUGUCUUGGGAUCCUUGUAGCACUUGGUAAUCUUGUUAACAACUCAGUAUUUCUCUAUAUAUCAGAUGAGGAGAGACAAUUCUCUAAUGAGAGCAGCACUGAGGAAGUUAAGGAAGAUACCAAGAUAUUGAUUGUGGCUACCAUUUUCUGGGGAAUCCGCAAAUGUUCUCGGGCUAUCAUGCUGUUUCUCAUUUUCAUGAUUGCACUAAAACCUGGUUUAAUUCAUGCUGUUUAUAUGAUAUUCUUCUUUGUGUACCUUUUGAGCCAUAAGAUCAAUAAAAGGAUGCGCCAAGCCCUUGUUCUUUUGUGCGAGUCACACUUUGCAAUCUUAUACAUCCUUCAGCUUAACCUUGUGUCCAGAAAGUUGGAGCAAAAAGAUUCUAUGAGUGCAGCAGUGCUAUCACAAUUAGGUCUCCUUGAGUAUGAUAGUCCUUGGAAUUUCCUGGAAAUAGCUCUGCUCGCAUGCUUUUGUGCUAUUCACAACCAUGGCUUUGAAAUGUUGUUUUCAUUUUCUGCCAUUGUACAGCACACACCUAGUCCUCCAGUUGGAUUUAGCAUUCUGAAAGCUGGUUUGAAUAAAUCAGUUCUUUUGUCAGUUUACGCAACCUCCAACACCAGGGACAAUCUUGAGAAUCAUCACCAUGAAAGAAGGAUAGCUUUGUAUCUGAGUGCAGUUGGGGAGAAAUUUUUAUCAAUGUAUAGGUCAUUUGGGACCUAUAUUGCUUUUGUCACCAUUCUUCUUGCGGUGUACCUUGUGAAACCUAACUAUGUAUCAUUUGGUUAUAUAAUCCUUCUCCUUGUCUGGAUAAUUGGAAGGCAAUUAGUUGAGCGGACAAAUCGGCGCCUAUGGUUUCCCCUUAAAGCAUAUUCAAUUGCGGUUUUCAUUUUCACAUAUAUUUUAAGCAUUUUUCCCACUUUCCAAUCGUGGAUGUCCAAGAAAGUUGAUCUCUACUUAUGCUUUGGCUAUGACACUGAAACUUCUUUGUUGGGAAAUCUUUGGGAGUCUCUAGCAAUUGUUAUUGUUAUGCAGCUUUACAGCUACGAAAGAAGACAAAGCAAAGACAAGAAAUCAGAAAAUGUUGAUUCACUGCAGCUGGGGAUAUUGGGCUUUAUCAAACGGUUUCUGAUCUGGCACAGCCAAAAGAUUCUGAUUAUUGCGGUGUUCUAUGCUUCAAUAUCUUCACUUAGCGCAUUCGGCUUUGUAUAUCUUCUUGGUCUUCUUUUGUCUUCUAUAUUGCCUAAAGCUUCUAGAAUUCCAUCCAAGUCAUUCUUAGUUUACACUGGAUGUCUGGUGGUCAUUGAAUAUCUUUUUCAGAUGUUGGGCAAGCUAGUUAAAAUGUUUCCUGGACAAAAGCACUAUGAUUUGUCCCUUUUCCUUGGAUUACAAGUGUAUGGGCAAGGUUUUGAAGGCAUCGAAGCAGGGUUGAGGGGAAAAGUUUUGGUCAUUGCUGCUUGUACUCUUCAAUACAAUGUUUUUCGGUGGUUGGAAAUAAUGCCUAGCUUUCUUUUGAAUUCUGGGAGAUCUGAGGAACCUUGCCCUUUAUUUGUUUCAGAGGCAGAUGUGUCUUCUGUUGUCUCAAAUUUCAACAAGGAUAACCCGACUAUAUCUGAAUCUCAUGAAUUGUCACCGGAACAGUUGAGAAGCAAUUCAUGGCCAUCUUUUAGGCAGAGUAAUCAUACACAUCCUCAGGAUUUAUCAGGAAAUGGGGGUACUGAGGACAGAGGCAGUACCAAAUUGUUGUUUAGCUAUCUCUGGGGAAGCAUGAAAGAAAGUCAAAAGUGGAAUAAGAAAAGGAUUGUUGCCUUGAGACAGGAGAGAUUUGAGAUGCAGAAAACUACUCUAAAAGUAUAUUUGAAGUUUUGGAUAGAAAAUAUGUUUAAUCUCUUUGGGCUCGAGAUUAAUAUGAUGGCAUUACUAUUAGCUAGUUUUGCUUUGUUGAAUGCCAUUUCAAUGUUCUAUAUUGCAUGUCUUGCUACAUGUGUUUUACUGGCUCGUCCUAUUAUACGGAAGCUAUGGCCAGUGUUUGUCUUUUCGUUGGCAAUCAUUCUUCUUGCAGAAUACUUGACAUUGUGGCAGAAUAUAACACCUUUUAGUUGGCAUUCAACUGAAACCCAUGCUCGUUGUCAUGAUUGCUGGAGAAACUCGAAGAUGUAUUUCUCCUAUUGUGUCAAGUGCUGGCUGGGGAUUAUAGUUGAUGAUCCUCGCAUGCUAAUAAGUUAUUUUGCAGUAUUCUUGCUUGCCUCUUUUAAGCUCCGUGCUGAUAAUGCAUCCAGCUUUUCAGCUCCGUUUACAUAUCGCCAGAUGAUUUCUCAGCGUGAAAAUGCAUUUGUUUGGCGUGAUCUGUCUUUUGAAACCAAAGGCAUGUGGACAUUUCUGGAUUAUUUGAGAGUGUAUUGCUAUUGUCAUCUAUUGGAUCUUGUGUUGGCUCUGAUCCUAAUUACGGGAACUUUGGAGUAUGACAUUCUGCACCUUGGAUACCUUGGUUUUGCCCUUAUUUUCUUCCGCAUGAGGCUCACCAUACUAAAGAAGAAAAACAAGAUCUUCAAGUAUUUGCGAAUUUAUAAUUUUGCUGUAAUUGUUCUCUCGCUGGUCUAUCAGUCUCCCUUUAUUGGUGAUUUUAAUGCGGGAAAGUGCGAAACAAUUGAUUACAUAUACGAAGUGAUUGGUUUUUACAAAUAUGAUUAUGGAUUUCGCAUCACGUCCAGAUCUGCUUUGGUAGAAAUCAUCAUAUUUGUCCUGGUAGCUUGCCAAUCAUAUAUGUUUUCUUCGUCUGAGUUUGAUUAUGUUUUUCGAUAUCUUGAGGCGGAGCAAAUUGGUGCAAUUGUAAGGGAGCAAGAGAAGAAAGCUACUUGGAAGACCGAACAGCUGCAGCAUGUUCGAAAGUCUGAAGAGAAGAAACAUCAGCGUAACCUACAAGUGGAGAAGAUGAAAUCUGAGAUGUUCAAUCUACAAAUACAGCUUCAUGACAUGAACCCCACCAGUGUCUGUACUGAUCCUUCACCAGCAAAUAAUGGUCUGAGAAGAAGGAAAAAUGCUUCACACAAUCUGCAAGACACUGGUCAUGUUGAGAGACUGGAUGCUGGCAUCAAUUCUGAUUCAGCUUUGCCAUUUCAUGUAGAAUCUUCUAGUAAUUUGAAAGCUGAAAGUCCAGUUCCUUUUGAUUUUAAGCAACAGAGGGAUACACCCAUUAGUGAAAUAACUGAACUUUGGGAUUCUGCAAGUGAUUGUGGCAAUGAUACUGACAAAUCAAAGAAAGAUAAACUCCAAUCAAAGGAAAAUCCUUUGGCAUCUGCAGUACAAUUUUUAGGCGAUGGGGUUUCUCAAGUACAGUCAAUUGGGAAUCGUGCAGUUUCCAAUCUUGUGAACUUAUUGAACAUUACCCCUGAGUAUUCAGAUUCUAAUGAGCCCUCAUCUUUGGAAGAUGGAUUUCCAGAUGAUAAAAUAAGCACAGAGCAGACACACCUGAGUAGUUUGUCAUCUUUUCACUCUGAAAAGAGUAGGACUUCAGAGUCUGCAAGUCUGCAGAUAGGUCGAAUACUCCAUCAUAUAUGGUUCCAGAUGCGUUCGAACAAUGAUGUGGUGUGUUACUGCUGUUUUGUUAUUGUUUUUCUUUGGAAUUUUAGCUUGCUCUCCAUGGUAUACUUGGCAGCUCUGUUUCUGUAUGCACUCUGUGUGAAUACUGGCCCAAGUUACAUCUUCUGGAUUAUUGUGCUGAUUUAUACUGAAUUUUAUAUCUUGAUUCAGUAUUUCUACCAAAUAAUGAUCCAGCAUUGUGGUUUCAAAGUCAUGUCGAACCUGCUUCGUGAAUUAGGCUUUCCAACCAAACCAAUAACAGCAUCAUUUGUAGUCAGUUUGCUACCUUUGUUUUUAGUUUAUUUAUUUACUCUAAUACAGACCUCCAUAACUGCAAAAGAUGGUGAGUGGUUUUCAGUGGGUUUUAGCAAUUGCAAAGGGGGCUUACUACAUAGAGAGGCAGCUGACAUUGGCUCCAGCUGGUGUGAACAAGUAAAGAUGAUUUUCCAGUCAGUGAAACGAGUGGUUGAGAUGGUUAUCAUUGGUUGUACUAGAUACUGGAAAUCACUAACGCAAGAAGCAGAAUUUCCUCCUUACUUUGUUCAAUUAUCAAUGGAUGUCAAAGUAUGGCCAGAGGAUGGGAUUCAACCAGAGCGAAUUGAGUCUGGGAUAAAUCAAUUACUACUGCUCGUACAUGAUGAAAAUUGCCAGAACGAAGUGCCUAAGCGUUGCCCUUGUGCCAGUAAGGUGCAAAUUCGAAGCAUUGAAAAAAGUUCUGAAAAUGCAGAUGUGGUGUUGGCUGUUUUUGAGGUGAUUUAUGUUUCUUCACCAAAAGACUGUAGACCAACAGAACAAUUCAGAUCUCUGACUCCAGCAGCUGAUGUAGCCAAGGAGAUUCUUAAAUCACAACAGCGGGGGCUCUUUGAAGAAGUUGGUUUUCCCUAUCCCAUAAUGUCAAUAGUUGGUGGUGGAAAAAGAGAAAUUGAUCUUUAUGCAUAUAUAUUUGGGGCUGAUUUGACUGUUUUUUUUCUGGUUGCCAUAUUCUACCAGUCUGUUAUAAAAAAUAAAAGUGAGAUUCUGGAGUAUUAUCAAUUCGAGGAUCAAUUUCCAAAAGAAUUUGUGUUUGUUCUGAUGGCAAUCUUUUUCUUGAUUGUUGUUGAUCGUGUCAUAUAUUUGUGUUCAUUUGCCACCGCGAAGGUUAUCUUUUAUGUCUUCAGCCUUGUUCUUUUCACCUGCGCUGUAACAGAGUAUGCUUGGAAUCUGGAUACUUCACAGAAGAAUGCUGCUGCGUUUGCUCUUCGAGCAAUAUAUCUCACAAAAGCAAUUUCGUUUGCUCUGCAAGCCAUUCAAAUUCGAUAUGGCGUGCCCCAUCAAAGCACAUUGUAUCGCCAGUUCCUAACCAGUGAGGUUUCUCGUGUUAACCAUAUAGGGUACAGGCUAUAUCGUGCUUUGCCCUUUCUGUAUGAAUUAAGAUGCGUCCUUGAUUGGUCUUGCACAACAACAUCAUUGACGAUGUAUGACUGGCUGAAGUUGGAGGACAUAAAUGCUAGCUUGUACCUUGUUAAAUGUGAUAAUGUUCUGAACAGAGCUGCACAUAAACAAGGAGAGAAGCAGACAAAGAUGACAAAGUUUUGCAAUGGCCUGUGUCUGUUCUUUGUCCUUAUAUGUGUUAUCUGGGCUCCAAUGCUGAUGUACAGUAGUGGUAAUCCAACAAACAUUGCAAAUCCAAUCAACGAUGCAAGUUUUAUGUUUGAUAUCAAGACAAUUGGUGGCAGGUUGACCUUCUACAAGACAACACUUUGUCAAAUAAUUCCAUGGGAUCAGUCCAAUGCAAGUGAGCUUGAUCCCAACAAUUAUUUGGAUGCAUAUAAUGUGAAUGACAUUCAGCUUGUUUGUUGCCAAGCUGAUUCAAAUACACUAUGGCUUGUCCCUGAUGUGGUUCAGCAGCAGUUCACCCAGUCUCUUGGGACUGGUGAAAUGGAUAUAAGGUUUACUUGGAUACUCAUGAGGGCCCGACCAAAAGGCAAGGAAAUGGUAAGAUUUGAAGGAAGUGUCGACCCAAUUGAUCUUCCAAAACCAUCAGAAGUUCAAGGUGUACUCAAUGGUUCCCUCAGCAGCUUUCGGAUUUAUGAUAUUUAUCCCAAAUUUUUCAGGGUCACCGGUUCGGGGGAAAUUAGACCUUUUGAGCAGAAGGUGACUGAUGUUAGUGCUGAUGUUGUCUUACAUCACAAGACAUCUCAAUGGUGGUCCUUCCACGAUAUUAAUGCAUCUGGCUGUGGAGGAUUAUCCGGCCCUAUGGCUGUGAUUGUAUCCGAGGAAACUCCCCAAGGAUUUCUUGGCGAGACUCUCAGCAAAUUCAGCAUUUGGGGUCUCUACAUCACAUUCGUCCUUGCAGUUGGCCGUUUCAUUCGAAUGCAGUGCUCUGACCUACGAAUGAGAAUACCAUACGAGAAUCUACCUUCCUGCGACAGGUUGAUUGCCAUCUGCGAAGACAUUUACGCCGCAAGAGCAGAAGGCGAGCUUGGAGUUGAAGAAGUCCUUUACUGGACACUGGUAAAGAUUUACAGAUCGCCCCAUAUGUUGCUCGAGUACACCAAUCCCGACUGAGACCAGCACAACAUGGCUUCGGCUUCACAGGACACUAACCAACAGUGCAAGAAAUCCAGGCCUCUAUCUAUCCUCUUCAACUUGUGAUUGUUCUGUAAGUGAAUUUUUUAGUGCAAUACAUACAGUUAUGUACCUCUGUGUAGAGAAGCCUUCUGAAUUUUGAUACCCAAACUCUGUAUAUAAUCUUUAUUUGUUGUUUUCAUUAGGGAGGAGGAAGGCUGCUUCUAAGUUAAAACUGUCUCAUUUGUAUUUCUUGUUACUCUGUAUUUAUAUUUGAUUUCAAAUCAGUGAGAGCAUAUAUAUAAUUUUUUU
Andrographis paniculata is the source of this 8119-nucleotide messenger RNA. RefSeq names its product piezo-type mechanosensitive ion channel homolog. The transcript is spliced from 21 exons. The record is from RefSeq and is a predicted model, not a curated record. Lineage: Eukaryota; Viridiplantae; Streptophyta; Magnoliopsida; Lamiales; Acanthaceae. Bases 404 to 7807 code for a protein of 2467 amino acids.